Papilio machaon (common yellow swallowtail) is the source of this 695-nucleotide messenger RNA. RefSeq lists its product as uncharacterized. The record is from RefSeq and is a predicted model, not a curated record. Lineage: Eukaryota; Metazoa; Arthropoda; Insecta; Lepidoptera; Papilionidae. Bases 134 to 619 code for a protein of 161 amino acids. Gene Ontology annotation, biological process: mitochondrial electron transport, NADH to ubiquinone. The transcript has 3 exons.
UUAUUGUUCUGACAGUGACAGUAAUGUGUUCUUUGAUGUCAGUCAGUUCUUCUGUCAUUAAAAAAAGUAAAGUUUAAGAACAACAAACAUCUAAAAUCUAAGAUCAGAAAGUAGAUUCAUAAAAGGCGAUAAAAUGGCACAGACAGCGGGAGUGAAGCCCAUGACUAUUGUUGGUCGUGUGGCGUCCGAAAGAGAAAGAUGUCUUGGGAUGACUGACGCAGAGAGGGCUUGGCGUAAGCAAUGGUUGCAAGACCAGAUUUUAGCUUCAAAUGAACCGGUUCAUGUCGAGGAAUAUUGGAGAGAACGCAUUAAUCCUAUUCGUCGGUUUUAUCGCAAACCUUUGGACGUUAUAUACAAUGCCCUUACCCCUGUCCUGGGAGCUCAACGUGCUGCAGAUUACAGAUACAUAACAGGGAAGCUUGGACUCAUUGCGUUUGGAAUAUUGGGAAUCCAUUAUUAUUUCAAGUACAAUACAAAUGACUGGACAAGGAAAGGAGGCUGGAGAGUGUUAAAAACUAAGCCCAUGGUUCUGCCAGGGCAACCUGGUUUCCCAUACAAAUCUGAUCGUCAUGUUCCUGCUGAUUAUGCAAGCAGGGGAUUCAAAUCAUCUCCUAUAUAAAUUUCAUUGCUGUUUCAUAAUUUAAAAUGAAAUUUAGAAAAGAGUUUUAAAUCUGUGCUUCUAAAAGAAAUUGUAA